UAGAUGGUAUCAUUAAGAAACGUAGACAAGAAAUCGAAAAUGGGUCACCUGUGAAUUUUAAUUUCUUAGAUCUACUGUUGGUUUCCAACACGCAACGUGAUUUUGAAAAUUUUGAAGAUGAACCGCCUAUGAAUGACAUUGAAAUUAAAGCCCUUCUUGCUGAAGCUAUUGCUGCUUCGGUCGAAACGGUUAGCAGUGCCGUUUGUUUCCUCGUUUAUAAUGUGGCAAAAAAUCCAAAAGUUCUUGAGAAAAUCCGUGCAGAAAUUCUUGAUGUCUUUGGUCCGGACAAAAACUCAACAAUUACUUAUGAAAACCUUGAAAGAUGUCACUAUAUUGAUGCAGUAGUCAAUGAGUCUAUGCGUUACAAGGCUCCAGCACCGGCAAAUAUGCGUAUUCUUGAAGGCGAUGAAGUUAUAGGUGAACAUUAUUGGCCAUCUGGAACUUGGUUCUGGCUUAAUAAUGAUCGUAUAAUGAAUCAUCCAAAUAACUGGAAUGAACCUGAGCAUUUUAAUCCUGAUCGCUUUCUUAAUAAAGAACUUGGUGGCACUGGUGAGAAAAUACGAAAGUGUAUGUUUAUACCAUUUGGUGGAGGUAUAAGAAUGUGUCCUGGCCGGCAGUUAGCGCUCAUAGAGAUUAAAAUGAUAAUUAUUUUACUCUAUAGAAAGCAUAGUUUUGAGUUAGUUAAUGAAAAUGAGCCGGUUAAAUAUUAUUUUAAUGGAAGUAGUCAUGUAUAUGACUUAAUGGUUAGGUUAGUCUUAAAAUGA
Molecule: messenger RNA, 764 nt
Organism: Dentiscutata erythropus
Lineage: Eukaryota; Fungi; Glomeromycota; Glomeromycetes; Diversisporales; Gigasporaceae
Source: the annotation of a GenBank genome assembly